Eucalyptus grandis is the source of this 1014-nucleotide messenger RNA. Its product is annotated as protein disulfide-isomerase SCO2. Lineage: Eukaryota; Viridiplantae; Streptophyta; Magnoliopsida; Myrtales; Myrtaceae. The record is from RefSeq and is a predicted model, not a curated record. The transcript has 3 exons. The coding region runs from base 9 to 752 and encodes 247 amino acids.
GUACUGCCAUGCUCCUCCCUCGGUUUCUCACCUUCCAUCUUCGUCCUCUCUCUCUCUCUGCAAAAUCCACGCCGACCCAUUUUCUCUCGGCCCGAAGGAAUAACCGCCGGCAAUCCGCCAAGACCGGUCAAUGCGUUGACCCGAUGUUCCCCAUCAACCCUAGCUCCGCCUUCGCCCUCCCCAAGCCCUCCACUCUCCUCGCCGCCCGCCCCUCCCUCGCCUGCCGCGCCGCCGGCGCCGGCGACGUCCCCGCCGGCCCCGCGUUCCCGAGGUGGCUCCAGUUCCCGGCCGCCUCCGCCGGGGACGCGGCGAGGGUCGGGCCGAACUUCGACGGCGGCGCGGUGGCGGACGCCCCGGCGGUGGCGCGGCGGGGCGGCGGCGGCACCGGCGGGGUGAAGGCGAAUGCGAGGGAGAAGAGGUGGUCGCGGGACAGGGAGAGCUACUUGACGGACGACGGCGAGCCUCUCCCUCUCCCAAUGACGUACCCGAAUACGUCGCCGGUGUCCCCGGAUGAAAUCGACAAGCGACUCCGCUGCGAUCCUGUAGUUGAGGAUUGCAAGGAAGUGGUUUAUGAGUGGACUGGGAAAUGUCGAAGUUGCCAAGGUACAGGGUUCGUCAGCUACUAUAACAAAAGAGGGAGGGAAACUAUCUGCAAAUGUGUACCCUGCCUUGGAAUUGGGUAUGUGCAGAAGAUAACAGCUCGCAAGGAUAUUGAAGUAAUGGAAGAUUUGGACAAUGGAAAGCCGCCUUGAGCAACACCUAUCCGGAUUAGCAUCUCCUGGAUUCAUUGCUCUCUUCUUCUGCCAUUUUUCCGCAAAUCAAGCGAUUUUCCAACCACACAUCCAUGCCGUUAUUUUCCCUGUAGAUUAGAAAGAGGAUUCUUGUAAUACAAUAAUCUCCAGGUAUAAUAUGGAGAGAACGUAGGCAACAUCUCUGCAAUAGUGUUGAUUGGAAGUCCCGAAAGAGGAUACUGCACGGCUAUUGAAAGGAAUAUAUUCUUUUCUCUCUCUUUUA